CUUCCCGUUCCUCAGUUUUUCAUCUCCCAAAUUUCCCUCCUCUGUUUCCCUCCCCAAUUCCCUCCCUCUCCGUGUUUCUUCCGCACGAAGCGCAGCCUCCCUUCCUUGACGGGGCGUCCCACCCCUCUCCAGGCCCUUGACAGCACAUCCCUCCCGUUAGCAGGUCUAUCCUGAGCCGAAAAAUAUUCCACCGCAGCCUCAGUUUCGUCUCCCACAGAAUUGAUUCCACCACAACCUCACUCUCAUCUCCCAUAGAAGCCAUCUCUCCCUUCGUCUUCAACUCCUUUUAGGUUAAAAUUAAUAGUUUCUUGGAGAAAACUAAGAAUUAGCGGAGCAAGAACAAUGUAGUUCGUACUUAAGAGGGUAUGCGAAAGGAGCAAGAAAAUUGCAGGUUAUGCAAAUGUUGAUUCCUUGUGUGCCCACGUUGGUGCGUCCGAAAAAAUGGAAAGGGUAUGACAAGGGUGGGCACAACUUAUUCCUACCUUCUUAUAUCAUGCGUAUUCAUGGGUCUAGGAAGCAGCAGGAUGCAAUUAAGGAUGUUCAUGCAAAACAGAUGCAAAAGGUUUUUGAGGCUUUGGAUAUGCUUGGUAACACCAAAUGGAGAAUAAAUAGAAGAGUACUCAGCAUAGUAGAGUGCAUUUGGGAUAGGGGAGGCAAUAUUGCUGGCUUGAUUAAUCGUGAAGAAGACAUGCAUCCCAGAGCUUUCGAGAGAGAGUCGAAGAUGUUGUGUAGGCGUCUUCUUGAUUUGAAGUCGAAGACGAUUAGAGCUCCCUAACUCCUGCAGUUAAACAACACAACAAUGUAAGAGUAAAUCCAGGAAGAUGAAGAAGACGUGCGACAAAGACGCACACGACGAAGAUCACCCACGCCGAAGACCACGCAAGCUUACGAUUUGAAGGAACAACACCACGCCGAAAAUGAGAUCGAGGUCGAGCGCCAAAGCGGGAAUCCCAAACUUCCGUUUUUUGAUAUUUUUUU
This is a messenger RNA of Carya illinoinensis, 978 nucleotides long. Its product is annotated as DNA-directed RNA polymerase 3, chloroplastic-like. The record is from RefSeq and is a predicted model, not a curated record. The coding region runs from base 395 to 775 and encodes 126 amino acids. Gene Ontology annotation, biological process: mitochondrial transcription. Gene Ontology annotation, cellular component: mitochondrial DNA-directed RNA polymerase complex. The transcript has 3 exons. Gene Ontology annotation, molecular function: DNA binding; DNA-directed RNA polymerase activity. Lineage: Eukaryota; Viridiplantae; Streptophyta; Magnoliopsida; Fagales; Juglandaceae.